GUGCUGGGGCAGGGGCAGUUGGGCUGGGGCAGGGCUCUCCAACCGCCCUGGAUGUGGAACUGGAGCCUGGCAACUGCCAGAACGGCCGAUGGAGCCCCCACAGGUGGCCCAGGAGUUUGGACUGAGCCAGCAGUUCCCUUCCCACAUGUUUCCUCAACAGGGACUUUCCUCAAGAGCCCCUGAGGCAUGGCAGGAGGCAAAAGAACACAAAGAACGAUCCCGGAGUGGCGCAGAUAGAGCGAGCCGUAAACGGAAAGCAGGAAGCCUUGGAAAUGUGUCCGGGACAAAAGCGGAAACACCAGCAGAGAGCGGCACAGGGCCAUUCCCGAGCGCUCCGCUUCGCAUCCCUCUCUCUAGGCUCAGGGAAAUAGAAGCGGAGCUGAUUUGCGCCGACGAGGCGGACGCUGAGUUUGAGUCUGGCGAGCCGGUGGCGCCAGCAGUGCCACCAGCAGUGCCACCGGCAGCGGCUCAGCCCCCUGGCCAAGCCCCAGGGGACAGCCGGUGGCACCGGGCUGGGGCAGGGCUGCAGGCAGCCCUGCGGGAAGGCAGCGCUCGGUGCCGGCAGCGGGAUUUUGCAGCGGCUGCGGCCAAGUUCUCCAUGGCACUGGAGCUUUGCAGUAAAGGCUUUGCUAUAGAGGAUCCCUUGAAAUCCUCCCCAGAUGACAUUUCCAGGCUUGCCAGUUGGAUCGAGUCAAAGCUCGUCGUCUGCUACUUAAAACUGGAGCAGCCUAGUCUUGCUCUGCAUCAUUCACACAGGAGCAUCAUUCAGAAUCCCUCUCACUUCUGCAAUCACCUGCGCCAAGCCACUUGCUUUCGGUGCCUACACAGAUACUCGGAGGCUGCCAGGAGUGCCAUGGUCGCGCAGUGUCUGUAUGUCCUGGCUGAAGGUGCGGGGCUGGAGACCAGUGACCUCCUCCAGCUGUACUGGCAGGCUAUGAUUCAAGAAGCCAUCCGUGGAGAAAGUUCUUUUUCGGCUCUGUAUACACCUUUUGAGAAAGAGGACAAGGCUGACAAAAUAAAAGAGGCAAACAAAACCUUUGCUGAGAAGCACCCUGACUAUGUGCAGCACAUAUUUACAGAUCCUCAUGGAAUUCACCUGUUGCCAGAGAAGGCUGAAUCUCAUCCUGACCAGCAGUACUUACUGACUCUGGGCUUUAGAAACAAAGAGAUUGGAAAAACUGUGGAGAAGUUUGUAACUCGAAAACUGCCAGUCUUUCCAGGACAGAAAAUAACUUUCAGUCCCAGCAUGGAGGAAGCAGCAGAAACAUUUUGGCAGAACACUGGGGAAAGGAUCAUGGCAGCCAUGGCUUUUCUAGGAAGCACCAAGAUAAAGGAUGAGCGUGGCCCGUGUGCACAGGCCAUUGAGCAGUUCCAUCAUGCCAGCCUGCUCAGCCACCUGCAGAGAGGGGAGGAACAGGCCCAGGUAAUAACCCAGGCGAUGGCUGAGCUGGCAACUGUUCCCUACCUGCAGAGAGUCUCUGAGGAGGAUGACAAGCUGCUGCAGUCACUGAUGGCAGAUGCCAUGGACAUCCUGGCUGAAAGAACUGGAGAGCGUGUGUGGACUAAAAUACAGAAGGUGGCACUAAUUGAAGAGUACUUGAGGGAAGGAGAAGAGCAUUACUUAAGAACUCCACAUGUGCAAAUACCUGGAAUGGAAAACAUCAACUGGACUCCAAGGGGACAGAAAUACUUGAGACUGGAAAAUACAAACAUGUUCAUUCCCAACCCACGAAGCUUAACCACAGGUCCAAAAAAAAGACACAUUGUUUUUGCAAAAAGUUGAUUUUGUAGGUAUUUUGUAGCCAUUCAUACCAAUUUGAUAGAUGUUAAUCUUAUUUUACAUUGUAUUAACUUGAAGUUGUAUAAAUUUAAAUUGUAGCCAAUUGUAUUAAACUAUAUAAAUUGAACUUGUAUUACCUUAAAUUUAAGUGGUAUUAAGUAGUAUUUACUUGCAUUAACUUUAAAUUGUAUGAAUUUAAACUUGUAUUAAACUGUAUUUAGUUCUAUAAAUUUAAGUUGUAUUACUUUAAAGGGUAUUGAACAGUAUUUGCUUGCACCAGCUUUAGGUUGCAUGAAUUUAAAUUCUAUUAAAUUUUAUUUAAUUGCAUAAAACUAGGUUGUAUCAGUUUAAAUUUCAAUUACGUUAAAUAGUAUUUACUUGCAUUAACUUUAAGGUAUAUGAAAAAAGGCUUAAGUUGCAUUCAAUUAGAUUUACUUGUAUUAAUUUUAAAUUGCAUGAAUUUCAAUUUAAAUUGCAUUUAAUGUAAACUUUUAAACUGUAUUUGUUUAAAUGUCAGCUGUAGUAAAUGGUCUUUAAUGCUUUAAAAUGUGAGUUGUACAAAUUUCAAUUUAAAUUUUACUCAGAUGUGUUAAACUUUACUGCACUGUAUUUAAUUUAACAUUGCCAGCAACACCAAUCUGCUGCUCUGAGCCUACCCUGUGUCCAAGCUCUGUCACAUCCUGCUGGCCUGACCACGGCCCGAGCAGUUCUGGACGCAGGGAUCCCCCAUCCUCAGCUGGGCACAGCAGAGCCUCCCUCGCCUUCCCCGAGUCACCCGGACCGUCCCAAGGGGAAAAGUGGCCCUGAAGGCUGCGGGAGCUGCAAGGGCAGGGACACAACAGGAGGGGGAAAGGAGAAAGCAAAUGCGGAGCCCAGCUGCUGGGCCGGGGUUGGGCUGGCAAGUCCUUUGUUCUCCUCGGUGCCCCAAGGGCGGCGUUUGCCCGCACUGGACGGGAACUGGCGCCAAGCGGGGCACAAACCCUGCAGGGAGAAGAAGAGCUGCCCUUGCCUUCUCCGGGCUCCUCUCGGCCUCAGGACUCCGCCCCACGUCUCUACCUGUCCCGGGGACACGUCUGGCACGGUUCGGGUUCUCAGGGCCCCGGAGCUGUCAGCAGGGAGCAAAGGACAGCUUUUCCCCGGAGAUCACCCGAGCAGCUGAUGCUCCACCUGCAGCCCCAGCUCAUGGGUGCGGUCCCUGCUGAGCCUGAGCUGCCUUUUGGCCACGGCGUUUUUGCAAGGGAAGAACCUCACUCAUCCUUACAGAAACCACAUUCUGUCAUGGCAUUUUCUGAUUCAAGGGGAAUUUUAAAGCAAAAAGACAGAAAGAAAGGCAAAAUCCAGCACCAGGCCAAAGACUGAAUGAAAAGUCCAGGGCCUAAAAGGUAUUGAACCACUUAAUUCCCAUGAUCUUUUAUCACAGACAGGAGUCUCAACCCCACAGAUUCUCAGCUGCCAGAGACCAUUUUCCCAGGUUCUCAGAAAAGAUAUGGAAAAACUAAGAAAGAACUGGCAAACCCUUGGUGCUCCUUUGCUCAUUGUGCAAGGAGUAAAGUAGAAAGAAACAGUUUUGCAAAAAUCUGAGCUCCUUAAACAUGCAGAACAGAGAGAGGAACUCUUUGGAAAUGACAUUAUUUUGCCACGGAGUUGGUUUUAUCAGGUGGGGUUUUAUGACACCCAGUGGCAAUGAUCAUCCAUGACGGGCAGAUCUGCACUAACGCACAAAGAUGUUCUUCACAGAUCACAGAGUCACAACACAGACUUUGGAAAAUCCUAAACAAAUCCUCUUAGUUGGAGAUGAUAUCUAUAUAACUUGGGUCAAAGUUACAAGAUGCUUAUAUAGCUUGAGUUAUAAGAUACCAAUAUAAACUAAAUCAUAACUUUCUAUACAAUGUAUAGCUUGUAUAUGGUUAAUUAGUUGCUUAAUGCUUAAAUAAACAGAAACUCACUAGGUGAAUAAUCUCAAAAAUAGACAAGCAUAGCUAUAUUGAGAAGCAGCAGGAUGUACUAAUGAGAAAUUGGCAAAUGUAAAGCAAAUUAGCCACAAAAUGGAGAAUUUAGACCAUUUGCACCCAGAAAGACCAAGGAACACCAUAACUGUGCAUGCUCUGAAGACAAAGUUGAAAUGUUCAGGAAGACCUUGAGUCUUCAUCAAAGAAAACACCCAAGACCACCUAAAUUUGGCAUGUGCAAGCACAGUACAGAAGAACUAUUUAUAACUAUGAGAUAACAUUAUGUAAGUUAGCUCUGACGUGUACAUGACGAUGUUAUAAUGACAUUGCAAUAUUAAGCAAUAAUUACUGUAUAAAUAAACUACAGCACAUGACAAAUGUGGGUGAGUUAGGUGGAGAUAUCCCACUCCCCAUCAGCACUGCAAUAAACAGGUACCUGCUCUAUAGACAUCUGUCUGUGGGGAUUUAUUUUCAGCCUUUUUCAGGCAACAGAGGCAAGUGGCCUUAUGAUGCUGCAAUACUUAAUCCCUUCCAAUAGUUACAGCGAACUCUGAGAGAUCCCAGAAGGUUGUUUUUCCAGAACAAGCCCCAAAGAGACACAGUGUGGAGCGGAGGUGCCUCCCCCUUGCGAGGAGGCUCCAUGAGCAGCACCAGCAGCCCCGAGGGCCCAGCUCCUGCCGCAGGUGUUUGUGCCCCAGACACACUGCCUGGCCAGGCAGCCUAGGAGCUGCACAGCAACAAAAGCUUUUCAUGACCCCACAAAAAAGUUUAAACCAACUUUAAAUUCAAGUGUCUUGAAAGAAUCCCAGUCUAAUAGACACUGUCUGUAAAACAUCAUACAGCACAUGGUGCUGUACAGUUUCCCACUGGAUCUGUGAAAAUGCUUCUACCAGUCUCCCUCAGACUUUUCCCUCCAAGCCCAGCUCAGCCCAGGUCCAUGUCCAUUUUCAGGGAAAACGGGAAUCAGCUACCUCGAGCACCCGCAGGCCCAGCAAGGCCAAGGCCGGGCCGGGCCACUCCCUUCAGGCCCCUCUAUGGAUGCGGUGCUCUCUCACGAUUGACACCUGGUUAAAAGAGCUUCCAUAACCUCACCCGGGUC
Cyanistes caeruleus (blue tit) is the source of this 4828-nucleotide messenger RNA. RefSeq names its product spermatogenesis associated 16 (gene SPATA16). Gene Ontology annotation, biological process: spermatogenesis. Gene Ontology annotation, cellular component: Golgi apparatus. NCBI's taxonomy places the organism in Eukaryota, Metazoa, Chordata, Aves, Passeriformes, Paridae. The record is from RefSeq and is a predicted model, not a curated record. Gene Ontology annotation, molecular function: protein binding.